Bombina bombina (fire-bellied toad) is the source of this 3067-nucleotide messenger RNA. RefSeq names its product small integral membrane protein 13 (gene SMIM13). The coding region runs from base 201 to 470 and encodes 89 amino acids. The transcript is spliced from 3 exons. NCBI's taxonomy places the organism in Eukaryota, Metazoa, Chordata, Amphibia, Anura, Bombinatoridae. The record is from RefSeq and is a predicted model, not a curated record.
GGCCAGUGAGCUGGUGAAGGCCGAGUCUAUCUGAUUGCGUCAAACCAGCGUGGGGAGGGUGAUUAGCAACUCGGAUUGGUAGUGGGGAACAGUGCGUCUGCGGUAGGAGGAGUUAUGGUGUGACCGUGGGAUCUGAACGGCUUCCAUUGCACUGACUGCGGCUCCCAGGGUCAGGAGGAGCACAGAAAAGAAGAGAGAGCAUGUGGCAGAGCGUGGGUCUGACAUUUUUGGUAUUCAUAGCCACAUUAGUCUGUGUUCUACUGUUUAUGCUAUGUGGUUGGUACGUGGUUUGGCAUCUCUUCUUAUCAAAAUUCAAGUUCCUUCGAGAACUUGUAUGUGACAGUGGUUCUAUACAAGGAGAAAGUGAACCGUCUGAACCACUCAAAGAAGCAGACUCUCCACCUACUCCACAGAGGUCACGGCCGAAGACUCCACGACAAAGGCGGCCACCUGCUGAAGAGGGCACCUAAGAAUGUCAGCAGUUCAAAGCAUCGUCCAUUGGGAAACUCAAAUGCAAUAUUUUACUUAUCUGCACUGUAGAAGUCAACUUUUUCAUUUUAUUGAAGCACUGACUUCAUAAGGUUGGGGUAGGUGAGAAUACCAGGGGAAUACAUUAAUUUACCAUUCAAAUGCUUUACUACAGUUUAGCUGUGUAUAUAUAUUCUGCUUUUCCAAUGGCUGUGAAGGUAUUAUUUGCAUGAUGGUAGACAUGGGAAGGAAAGACAGAGAACCAUGUGUAACAUGCACUUACUGUCUUCUAUAAGCUGGGAUUGCCACUGUUUUAGCUGUGUAACAAUAGGAAGCAUAUCUACCUGUAUUGGCCCACUGAAGUGGACUGGCAUGCAAGAAUUCAAGGCCAUUUAGUUCUGACCCUUGGGAAUGUUGUCCUUCAAAAAGGGCCCUAAGUGCAUUUAGUAAUUUCACAGCUUCAACAUUCCAUGUUGUGAUGUUAUAGUGUUGAAGUAAAAAAAAAUUAGACUUCCAGAUAGAAGUAAAAACCUUUUAGUCAAUCUGCUUUGCUAAAGAAACACUUGUUUAGGGAUUCUGUUAACAAAAAGCCAGUAAAAAAAAAAAAAUUGCAGCAGUGCAUUGCUGCUGCAGCAAAAAAAAAAUCACAGCCUCCAGAAUGCCAAUAUAUAAAGGGUUAUAUUACCAGAUUCUUGGCCUUAGCUCUUAUGUAUUUUGUCGUGAAUCUGUCAUUAUGAAAAAGAGAGCAUUUGUGAGCUUUUCAAAACCAAGAAAAAAUCGUCCUUGAUUUUUAUUUCAUAGCAAAAUCCGAAUAUGGAUAUCUUUCAACAUUAAGGACAUUUAUUGCCUUUUUAUCUUGUGCUCGUUCACCAGAUGGAUUUUGAUUUUCCUGUCCCCAUAUGGAACAUUGCAUCUUAAAGUUAAUUUCAACAAGAUUAUCUUUAGGUCCCUGUUUGUGCAAUAUAGAGGUAAACCAUAAUAAGUGGUGGUAGCCUGUGAAUGAAAAUGCUACACCACCGCUUGGUACUGGAUACAUCAACAAAAAACUGCCAUCACUUACUAAACUCAGUCUUAUAUAUUUUCAAACAGGACCAACCGUGACUAUGGAAAUGCUUUUUUUAGACCUAUUUACGGUGUACUUUUUCUGAAGGAUUUGUAUAUGUUUAAUAGCCGCAGCUAUUAUUAUUAUUAGUCAUUGUUCAAAGGAUGUUUCCUAUUGAUCUUUUUUUCUCUGUAAAACAUCACUUUUCAACACAAAACACUAAGUUGUUGCUUUUAUCAUAAUGUAUCUCUGUUUAAUUUGAUGAUUUUAUUCAAAGGUGCAGAUUUUAUUUGACUGCAAAGCAGAUUUAGUUUACUAUAAACCGUUACAUAUGAUUUUGCACAUAUCACUACCCUUUUAUACUGCUGUUGUAAUGCACAGCAUUUAUGCAGCUUAUUAUUAAAUGUUAUUUAAUGUUAAAGUCAAAGGUUUUGUUUAUAACAUAUCAACAUUCUUUAAAGUGUUCAUGUACAUCAUUUUAUUGCAGAUGUAAAUAUAUCUGUACAACCCCCCAGCAGCAUGUGACUCAUAAGUCCAAAACUAUUCAAACUUUGUAUUUUGGGAGUGGGGGGGAUAUGGUGUUGUACAUUUUAUUUUUAUAGGACUAAAAUGUUUGUAAGAGCCUAUAACAUUUUCUGUGUGCGGGAUACAGAUUUGUCUGUAACAAUGCUGGGAUUCACCUAAGGAGAGAACGCCUAGGCCCUCUAAAUAAGGUACUCUAAUUGCAUUACAUUGUGGUCUCUAAUACAUAGGCAGUCCUUGAAAAAUUAAAUGUUCUAUCUUCAGAGCUAGUGUUAGACGCUCUAAGGGUCUAUAUGGUUUCUCAAGGGGCCUUAUAGCGGGCUCAUGGCAAAAAUCAUAAAUUCUUUACAGUUUCAAUAUAAAUUAAAAAAAAAAAAUAUAUAUAUAUAUAGCCAACAUAGCAACUACAAAUAUAAAUUGCUUACAGCAAAAUUACUUUAUUAUUAGUGUUUUGGGGAGGAAGGCUGUCCUGAAAAAGUCACAUUAAUUAAUUAAAGGGAUAUGAAACAAAAAAUAUUUUUCAUGAUUCAGAUUGAGCAUGUCAUUUUAAUCUUUCUAAUUUACUUGUAUUAUCAAUUUUUCUUUGUUCUCUUGGUAUCUCUUGUUUAAAACCAUGGACGUAAUCUUAGGAGCUAGCACGUUUUGGAGCACUAUAUGGUAGAAGUUUUGCAUGAACGUUAUUCCUUUGCAAGAGCACUAGAUGGCAGAGCUAUUUCCUACCAUGUAUUCAAAACACAAUAUCAUGGGAACAAAGCAAAUUUGAUAAUAGAAGUCAAUUGGAAACAAUUUUAAAAAUGGUAUGCUCUGUCUAUAAUUGUUUUUCAUAUAAUUUAAGUAUUUUUUUUCCAUUUAUAUUCAUACUAGUGUGUCUUCUAUUGGCCCCUGGAAUUUGUUAGGUAUUGUUUUUACAGAUAUUAGCAUGGAUGGAUAUAUAUAUAUGUGUGUGUGUGUGUGUUUUUGACCAGACUAAAUUGGAGCUGUAUAUCUUAUAAUGCUAGAAAUAAACUUAUGUGCUGUAACAUAUUCCUCUUCAAA